CGCUCGCUGGGCCGCCCGCGGGCCGGACUUCGCCAUCGCGGGCGCCGCGGGGUGCGCUCCGAGCCGUGCCCGGAGGUCUGCUCUGGCCUUGUGAUCUGUCAAGCUUUAGGCUCAUACGGAGGAUGUGAGCGGAGCCCUGGGGAAGCAUGGAGACCGUGGUGAUUGUUGCCAUAGGCGUGCUGGCCACCAUCUUCCUGGCCUCCUUUGCAGCUUUGGUGGUGGUGUGCAAGCAGCGCUACUGCCGGCCACGAGACCUGCUGCAGCACUAUGAUUCCAAGCCCAUCGUGGACCUGAUCGGGGCCAUGGAGACCCAGUCUGAGCCAUCUGAGUUGGAGCUGGACGAUGUCGUCAUCACCAACCCCCACAUUGAGGCCAUUCUGGAGAAUGAAGACUGGAUCGAAGAUGCCUCAGGGCUCAUGUCCCACUGCAUUGCCAUCUUGAAGAUCUGUCACACUCUGACGGAGAAACUUGUUGCCAUGACGAUGGGCUCAGGGGCCAAGAUGAAGACCUCAGCCAGUGUCAGCGACAUCAUCGUGGUGGCCAAGCGGAUCAGCCCCAGGGUGGACGAUGUGGUGAAGUCCAUGUAUCCGCCGCUGGAUCCCAAGCUCCUGGACGCACGGACCACUGCCCUGCUGCUCUCUGUCAGUCACCUGGUGCUGGUGACCAGGAACGCCUGCCACCUGACUGGAGGCCUGGACUGGAUUGACCAGUCGCUGUCUGCCGCCGAGGAGCACUUGGAGGUCCUUCGAGAAGCGGCGCUGGCGUCCGAGCCGGAGAAGGUUAUGCCGGGCCCCGAGGGCUUCCUGCAGGAGCAGUCGGCCAUCUAGUGGCCCUGGGCAGCACCUUCUCCUGUAGGCUCAGCUUUGCUCUGCGGCUCAGGGGUCCAGCCGUGCAUGCACAGUGAGGAAGGGGCCAGAGCUGGUCACUGGGCACCUCUGUGGCCGGGGAGUGGCAGUCCAGCCCCACAGCAAGGGGCAGCCAUUCUCCAUCUUGACAACGGGGCUGAGCCCUUGGCACGGUCUGGUCCUCCUAUGGGGUUUUCAGGAAAGCAGUCCCUCUUGAGGAAGCCUGGCUACUCUUAGACACUCCCAAGAUGGGGCCCUUGCGGUAUGCAUUUUUAGAAGAGAGAAGUUCACUGAAGUUAGAAGUUGCUUCUUUUGGAAAGACAAGGACUCUCAGCUGCCCACCUUGUUCCCUUGUGCCACCUCCCUGAUCCCUGAGGCCCUGGACCCUCCUCCCACUACAGGUGUAGGUUUCAAGCUGAGCGCUACAACCUGACUGCUUCCAUUGUAUCAUGCAUGGCUGCAAUUUUGCUUCACUGCCACUAGCUGGAUAGUAAAUUUGUACUUGUUUCCCUCUG
This is a messenger RNA of Ochotona curzoniae (black-lipped pika), 1360 nucleotides long. It is a transcript of the gene TMEM98, whose product is annotated as transmembrane protein 98. Lineage: Eukaryota; Metazoa; Chordata; Mammalia; Lagomorpha; Ochotonidae. Bases 147 to 827 code for a protein of 226 amino acids. Gene Ontology annotation, cellular component: endoplasmic reticulum. The transcript is spliced from 7 exons. The record is from RefSeq and is a predicted model, not a curated record.